This is a messenger RNA of Cuscuta campestris, 1005 nucleotides long. The record is from the annotation of a GenBank genome assembly. NCBI's taxonomy places the organism in Eukaryota, Viridiplantae, Streptophyta, Magnoliopsida, Solanales, Convolvulaceae.
AAAGUUUACAAACAUUUUUGUACAUUUUUUUAAAAAAAAUAUAGUAAAACGAAAGAAAGCCAUGUUCCACUCCACGACGUCCGCUCACAUCGAUCAAGGAAAAUUUUGAGGUAAGAAGAUAGUUAGUAAUUUCAUAACUCUUGAUUUAUCCUAGAAUGGAAGCUUUGAACAACCAACCUCAUGUGUCCGGAGAUUCCGAGGCAUCAAACAUUGGAAACUUUUUUGGUGGAAACCCAGGAAAUAAUAAUAACAAUCUCAACGCUAACAAUGAGAAUAUCGUUGGAAAUAACGUAAUCAAUCAAGUGGCGGGAUUUCUCCACCAACUUGCUACACAAGUCCGUCCCGAAGGUUGGAAUUUAGAUCGUCUCAAGAAGAAUGGUGCUUGGGUAUACAAGGGAGGAGAAUCGGGACCUCCAGAAGUCGCAGAGCACUGGAUCGAACAGACAAAACGUGUUUUUGAAGAUAACCUCAUUCAAGAAGGAGAAUGGGCUCGACUGGCCAUAUCUCUACUGCAAAAUGAAGCAUAUGAUUGGUGGAAAGUUGAAAAGACCAAAGAAGGACUGCCUGAACCCCUAACUUGGGUAGCAUUUGAGAAAGCUUUUUCUGACCAUUUCAUACCUCCUUACUAUCGUGACGCAAAAAGAAAAGAAUUUCAAAAUCUGAAACGUAAAGGGAUGUCUGUGGAAGCUUACAAAACAAAAUUUGUUAAGCUAUCUAAUUAUGCUAAGGAUUUAAUCACUGAUGAGGAGAAACGAUGUGAGUUCUUCAUCGACGGGCUAGAUGAAGAAUUCCAAAGGAGUCUCAACGGGACUGUACAUCGGAACUUCAAUGAGCUCAUCAAAGCAACCAUGCGUAUUGAUUCGAUCGGAAAGAAAACCUUUGAUCAAGGGGAAGCAUCAUCAAAGAAGAACAACUCCAAUACAAAGAAUGUUGGUUGGGGAAAAUAUGGUCCCAAACAACAACAAUACUUCAACAAUAAAAAGAAGACGGAAACUCUGGUUGAGA